AUCAAACCCAUCCAAAUUCAAAACCCCACCACUGUCUUUAUGUCCAGUGUCUUCUCUACAGUCUUCUUCCCCUAAACUUCUCCAGCAAAAACAAAAACCAAAAGCAUCAUCAAGCAAACACACUUUUGGCAAAAUAAAAAAAGACCAAAAACCAAAAACCAAAAACAAGAACAACCAUGUCAAUAAUGUCCUUGACAACACCACUAGAAAUCGUAGUCAAGAACCGCUUCUUAGGGUUCCUCAUAUGGCAGUCUAUUCCCUCCACUGCCAUCUUCCUCUUCUUCAAAACCUUCUUCAUCUCCACACUCACCUCCACCACCACCACUUCCACUAGUAAAAACCCAUUACUCUCUUUUGCUCCAUCACUCAUUUCACUCCUCACUUUCUUCACAUUCCACCUCUCACAGCUCCUCUUCUCUGCUUCUCUCUCACUCGUCUCCUCGCCCUAUCCCCAUUCCCCUGCUUACCCUUUUGAGCUCUUUCUCGGCCUCGUCCGAUUCUUUCUCGUUUCGGACUCUUCGGCUUCGGUAUCGCCGGAUUUUCGGACCCGGGCUAAGGUUUCUCUGAGCUUUGUGUUGUUUGUGGCGGCCUGUGCUGUGUCUGGGUUUGUGGGGCUAGUGUCUGUGUGUUGGGUCAAAUCCAGUGGCUUUGAUGGAGACUGGCUGAUUGGCAAAGUGGGGUUCAUUGGUUUUCUUCUUGGUUUGCUUUACAGCUUGUUUUAUGUUUAUAAGCACAGAUGGAUUUUGGAGUUUCCCAUUAUUCAGCGCCCACCUUUCUUCAGCUUCAAGAUGGGGCUUCCUUCGGCUAUUACUCGGGCUUUGAAGCUUUCGGGUGUGACUUACCUAUUUUCAGCUGUUCUAGGAUCAAUUCUGUUGGAUCAGUUUAAAGGUCAGGUUACAGUGAGAAAGUUCAUUGCUGAGCAAAUCAUCUUUUGCAUUGGGAGCUUUGCAGUGUUUCUAUGCUGGGAAUUAAGUCACCACUUACAUCGGGUGCUACAUACAAAGAGGUUCACAUUUGCACCACCCAAAGGGUCGGCAGCAGCAGAAACAAAUCCAAGUGAGCAUCUCCUUGCAGCCCUGGAGGAUAGCAACCCAAAUUCUCUUCUUCAAUAUCUUGCAUAUCUUGAUCUCUGUAUGGUCUGUGAGAAUAAUGUUGAUACAUGGCGACGAGCUGCCUUUUUUGAAGAAACGGGUGAGACUUACAAAAGAGUUAUAGCUGUAUGCUUGAGGCCUUUGGAAAAGCUUGCAUCAAAGUUGGCUGAAGGUUUGGAAAGUUCUGUUGACAAAAACUCCCAGCUGUCCAAACAGUUACUCUCACCAACUGACUCCCGUCUGGAAUCCAAGUAUUGCAAACCACUGAAAAACUUUCAGCUAUGUGCAUGGUCUGCCAGGACGGUUGCCUCACUGACUGCCUGCUCACACAGAGAAGAUAGGUUUGGGGUUGCUCAGCUCUCUGGUAGUAAUGCUGCAGUCAUUUCAGCACUGUUAUCUUGCCUUCUUGCCGUUGAGACAUUCAUGGGGAAGAAGACCAACAUUCAAUCCCCCCCUCAUUUGAUGGGGCCAGCUGGAAUUAAAUGGGCAACAUCAAGCACUGGAAGAAUAGAUGGUGCAGUGGGUAAGAAGAGAGGUGGCCCUCUACAUUCAAAAGCAUAUGCCAUUGCUGAUGUUUUGAGGACCUCAAUCUACCAUGUUGUGUCUGCUUUCCAUGAUGAAAUGCUGAAUGGUGCUAAAGCAGGACUUCUCGAGAAGGAUUGGAUCAUCAGUGGUAAGCCUCUUUUUGGCACUCGUGAGCUCCUGGUGCAGAAAUUGCGGCUUUUUCUGGACUUUCGAGCUAGCUAACUGCUAAUUUACAGCCUACCUUUUUUGUUAUCUUGUCCCCAUUUGUGAACUUUCCUUUAGCACAGCACAAAUGAAGAGGCAGUUUUGUUUGUUAAUCCAGAAGAGCUAUGGGCAGAAUAUAAAGAAAGAAUGUUGUUUUGCUUAAAAGAAAUAUCAAAGAAAAAUUCUAUGAA
Messenger RNA from Quercus lobata, 2011 nucleotides. Its product is annotated as nucleoporin protein Ndc1-Nup protein. Gene Ontology annotation, biological process: nuclear pore organization. The record is from RefSeq and is a predicted model, not a curated record. NCBI's taxonomy places the organism in Eukaryota, Viridiplantae, Streptophyta, Magnoliopsida, Fagales, Fagaceae. The transcript is spliced from 4 exons. The coding region runs from base 177 to 1838 and encodes 553 amino acids. Gene Ontology annotation, molecular function: protein-macromolecule adaptor activity. Gene Ontology annotation, cellular component: nuclear pore transmembrane ring.